AUGGAACGUUAUGAUCGCGCAAUCACAAUCUUCUCACCAGAUGGACACUUGUUCCAGGUGGAAUAUGCUCAAGAAGCGGUCAAGAAAGGCUCAACUGCGACAACAGCGAUACCAAAAAUUAAGGUUGGUGUACGCGGUAAAAAUUGCGUUGUAAUUGGUGUAGAGAAGAAAUCAAUCCCAAUGCUGCAGGAUGAUCGCACUAUUCGUAAGAUCCACAGUAUUGAUGAACAUGUUAUGCUUGCAUUUGCGGGUUUGAGUGCCGAUGCACGUGUUUUAGUAGAUAGAGCAAGGAUUGAAUGCCAGUCAUAUAAGUUAACUCUCGAAGAUCCAGUUACUGUUGGCUAUAUUGCACGAUUUAUAGCAAAUACUAAACAGAGAUUUACGCAAAGUCCAGGGAGAAGACCUUUUGGCAUAUCAAUGCUUAUUGGUGGUUUCGAUUUUGACGGAACUCCUCGACUGUUUAAAACAGAACCUUCUGGAGCCUAUUAUGAAUAUUCUGCGAAUUCAACAGGUCGAGGUGAAAAACCAGUUCGAGAAUAUUUGGAAGAACAUUACAGUGAUGAAACAACAGCUGAUGAAACUGGCGUACUGAAGCUGGUAGUGAAAGCUUUAUCGCAAGUAGUUCAAAGCGGUGUGCAGAAUAUUGAAAUCGCAAUCAUGAAACCAUCUACUGAACCGGGACAUACUGUAGAUUAUCGUAUUCUUCCAGUCGAAGAAGUAGAGGAAUUAAUAAAAGUUGUUGAUGCCGAAAAAGUUGAAGCUGAAGCGGAGGAGGCGGCAAAAAAGGCUGCGGGAUCAAAGUGA
This is a messenger RNA of Thelazia callipaeda (thelaziosis nematode), 804 nucleotides long. NCBI's taxonomy places the organism in Eukaryota, Metazoa, Nematoda, Chromadorea, Rhabditida, Thelaziidae. The record is from the annotation of a GenBank genome assembly.